This is a messenger RNA of Ictalurus furcatus (blue catfish), 2280 nucleotides long. RefSeq names its product acidic (leucine-rich) nuclear phosphoprotein 32 family, member E (gene anp32e). Lineage: Eukaryota; Metazoa; Chordata; Actinopteri; Siluriformes; Ictaluridae. Gene Ontology annotation, molecular function: phosphatase inhibitor activity; histone binding. The transcript has 7 exons. Gene Ontology annotation, biological process: regulation of apoptotic process. The coding region runs from base 141 to 914 and encodes 257 amino acids. Gene Ontology annotation, cellular component: nucleus. The record is from RefSeq and is a predicted model, not a curated record.
GGCUGCGAGGUAUCAUGGAGGAUCAGUUAGAGAACAGUAGACGUUGAAGAAAGCUGAGCUCGUGGGUUCGCGCUUUCGGAGUUUCUAACAAAAAUAUAUAUUUUUAACGGUCUUGUCCAGUGCGCUAAUCUUCUCACACAAUGGAGAUGAAGAAGAGGAUCAGUUUAGAGCUGAGGAACAAAACUCCGGCAGAGGUGGCAGAGCUGGUUGUGGACAAUUGCCGCUCGAGUGAUGGAGAGAUCGAGGGCCUCACAGAUGAGUUCAAGGAGUUGGAGUUCCUCAGCAUGGUUAAUGUUGGUCUCACAUCCCUGGCCAUGCUUCCGUCACUGCCUAAACUGAGGAAGUUGGAGCUGAGUGACAAUAACAUCUCGGGCUCUUUGGAGAUACUUGCAGAGAAAUGCCCUAAUCUGACGUACCUGAACCUGAGUGGCAACAAGAUUAAAGAACUCAGCACAGUGGAAGCUCUGCAAAACCUGAAGAAUCUGAAAAGCCUGGACCUUUUUAACUGUGAGAUCACAACACUGGAGGAGUACAGGGAGAGCAUUUUUGACCUGCUGCCUCAGGUCACAUACCUGGAUGGCUUUGAUGCCGAGGAUAACGAGGCUCCCGACUCGGAGGAUGAUGAUGGUGUUUGUGGUGACUCGGAAGAUGAUGAAGAUGGUGAGGAGGGAGCUGGACCUGUUGGUGAUUAUGAUGAUGAUGAGGAGGAGGAGGAGGAGGAAGAAUCAGAGAGUGGAGAGGUUGGACUGUCCUACCUGAUGAAAGAUGAUAUUCAGGAUGAGGAGGAUGAUGAUGACUAUGUAGAAGAAGAACAGGAGGAGGAGGAAGGUCAAGAAGAGGAGGCAGGGGUUCAGGGAGAGAAGCGGAAGAGAGACGCAGAAGACGAGGGUGAAGAUGAUGAAGAUGACGACUAACCCCAUGUGUCUGUUGAACAACUUUUUAAAAAAUGUGUGAUCUUGCAGAUUGUUUUUCUCUUGUAUACCAUAGAUAUAUCACUGUAGAGGCUAAAUGUUUUCUUUUGAUAAAUACAUAAUAUACUAUAUCAAAGGGGUUUAUUGAUAAUUCAUUUAUAGCCAUUCCGAGUUUUUGUCCCAGCAUUAGAAUCUAGUCAUUGUUGCUGAGCGGUGGGAGGGGAGAGGUCUGUGGGCAGUUUUGAUGUGUCUCCACACCUUUCCCAGAGGACACUGGGACAUAAAUACUGGUAGGGGAAUUGACACAGCAACCUUGGUUUGUAAAGCAUAAACUCACCCAGUUAGCUCAUGCUAAACCUGCCAGUGACUUUACCCAAGAUCUUCUCCAAGAGUCAGCCUGCUCCUCAUCUACCUCUCCGGGCAGCCUCAGUCUCAGCCCACUACGGAGCAUCGAGCCAAUGAUCUCCAGCUAGCAGCACUUGUGGUCCUGGAUCGACCAGCCCAUGCAGAAGAUAUCCUCCAUGGCACUAUCUUUGUAAGGGAUGCCGCCUCUUGAUUUACCUUAAGCCACGUUCAAAUAGACAGCCCAGAGUGUGAUGUAUGUAAAUGUGAUGUAAAUUAGGGAGGGGGUUUGGGUGCAGUAUAGUAUAAACAUUUUGACAGGAUUAUAACCUAUUUUAAUUGGAAUUGGUCUUUUUUUUAAUUAUUAUUUUAUUUUUUAUUUCACAGUGGGACACCAUGUUGAAAUGAACAGAAACCAUUUAAGCAUUUCACCCUUUCUUUUAGAAUCCAGUUAUCCUUGAUUUAUUGUCUGUAGCAAGGUUUUUUGUUUUUUUUUUCUCUUUUAAGAGGGAUAUUGCUGGGAAAUUUCACAUAAUGAUCAGGUUUAAUGGCUUUGUUGGAUUAAUUAUAGUACCCUUAUGAAGUUUUAUUCCUAUAUCUUGGUGUGGAAACGGGUUAGUUUAUACCUUUUGUGGGGGAUAUUUUACAGAAUAGUACCUUUAAACUAAUGUUCGUAUGGCAAUAUGUACAGUAUAUAGUGUAUGUUCCAACUGGUAAAUGUUAGUGUGAGGGUUUUUUUUUUUUUUUUUUUUUUUUUUUUUUAAAUAAAUAAUGAAGCUCUUUGGUUAAUUGUUUUAAUACAAACCAUAUGUUCAAGACUAAAAUCCCUAGAUGCGGGUCUCCUGUGUUUUUUAUUAUUUUUCAGUACUUUGCUGUGUUUCUGAUUGUGUGAGUUAAACCUCUCUGGAGGGAUUUAGUUUUGUUUGUUUUUAAUGUUUGAUUUCUUUUUUUCUUCUUCUUCUUUUCUUUUUUUCCCAUUUUUUUAGAAAACAAAAAAAUAAACACAAAAAUGACAAUUUAAGAUAAA